This is a messenger RNA of Penicillium canariense, 1464 nucleotides long. RefSeq lists its product as uncharacterized. The transcript has a single exon. The record is from RefSeq and is a predicted model, not a curated record. NCBI's taxonomy places the organism in Eukaryota, Fungi, Ascomycota, Eurotiomycetes, Eurotiales, Aspergillaceae. The coding region runs from base 1 to 1464 and encodes 487 amino acids.
AUGAAGUUCGCUUCUUCUAUCACCCUCGCCUCGCUCCUGGCUGCGGCUCAGGUUAGCGGCGCCGUGCCUCAUGUCCCCCGUCAUUCCUCGUCUUCGGCCCCUGCUGUGAGCGGCCCUCCUGAGGACCGUUCGUCAACUCCUUCGCCCCUUCCGUCGACUGUGCCUACCCCCGCCUCUUCGGUGGCUUCGUUGACCCCGUCCAGCUCUGGUCCUCGCUCUUCUGUCUCGGUGUCGGUUCCUACCAUCACCUCGACCAUUUUUGCUGGCAGCUCCUCGGUCCAUGGCUCGACCGGCAUUCCUAGCUCGACUGGUCUUGCCAGCUCGUCGGUCAUGCCUUCUUCGGUGACCAGUAUUCCCCUCAAGAUGACUACCUCGACCAUCUACACCACCAGUGAGGUGACCAUCACCCAGUGCGCCACUACCGUGACCAACUGCCCGGCAGAAUCGACCACCGUCGUGACCACGACCAUUCCUGUUACCACCACGGUCUGCCCCGUCACCGAGUCUGAGUCGGCUACCCCCAGCACCUCCGCUCAGGUCAGUCCCACCUCCCCCAGUGCGUCCAAGCCCAGUGUGACUAGGGCCCCGUCCUCGUCUGCUGCUCCCUCGGCCCCGGCCCAGGGCUCGACCGUGACCGAGGAGAUUUACACCACGACAACCAUCUGCCCGGUGACUGCUACCAUGACCUCGGGCUCCAGUGUGAUCACCUCAACCUACAGCACUAUCUCGACUGUGACUGUAACCCCGUCGUCUGUUGCUCCUUCGGCCCCGGCCCAGGGCUCGACUGUGACCGAGGAGAUCUACACCACGACAACCAUCUGCCCGGUGACCGCUACCAUGACCUCGGGCUCCAGCGUGAUCACCUCGACCUACAGCACUGUCUCGACUGUAACCGUGACCCCGUCUGCGUCCCCCAGUGCUACAACUAUCACUUUGACCCCCGGCACUGGCUCGAGCUCGACCCCCAUCCCCGAGGAGUCGGCUACUACCGUCACCACAUUCGAGACGACUACUAUCUGCCCGGUAACCGCAACCAUGACCUCAGGCUCCAGCACCUACCUGUCGACCUACAGCACCGUCUCUACUAUGACCAUGACUAGUCCCAUCCACUCGACCACCGUCUCCACCGCCAGUGCCACUGCUACCCCCGUGGGACCCGCCACCAGCGUCGUGCCCAGCGGUAGCAAGUCUGUCGUACCCAGCGGUUCUCGCUCCGCCAAGCCCAGCAGUUCUCACUCCGUCAUACCCAGCAGCACCCACUCCGCUGGCAUCACAAGCGUCCCCAGCAGCACCCCCGCCGCCUCGUCGACCAUGCUGAGCACCAUUCGCCCUAGCUCCGUCUCCAGCACGGGCACCAGCGUUUCACCCAGCUCCUCGCCCGCGUACAAUGCCGCCAUCUCGUUGAGCGCCUCUUCAGGUUUGUGGAUGGCCGUCACCGCGGUGCUGUCCCUCCUCGUCCUAUGA